AUGCUGCUCCCGUUAGACCAUCGCUCGUACAUCUCCGACGCCGCCAUCGGUCCGCCUCCUCGCGAACAUGUCCUUGCCGCAGAUCUAUUUAUGAAGCCGAAUUGCGAGACUUACGGGGAUGUGAAACGUGCUGUUAGGGAAAAUAGGAAACUCCUGAGGACUGCCAGGAUAAUUUUUAUGCGAAUUAGAGGCAAGAUAAAGAGUUCCACUCCCUUUGAGAACCACAAAUAUUUCCUCACACGAGUGCCUAUGAAUUGGUGUAUGAACGCCAGGAGCAAAUGUCUGAAGCCAUACCUCUACCUACGAAAAUCCAAAUCCACUCAAUGA
Molecule: messenger RNA, 327 nt
Organism: Striga asiatica
Lineage: Eukaryota; Viridiplantae; Streptophyta; Magnoliopsida; Lamiales; Orobanchaceae
Source: the annotation of a GenBank genome assembly